GUCAGUGUGGAGGAACAGGAGCAGGCAGCAACGGAGUUCAGCGGCUCCCGCGUUCGUCCGACACUUAGCUAGGGCUGCUCCCCAAGCAGUGGUGGUGGUGAUGAUGGCGGCGGCUGUAGAGAGAGGAGGCGUCCGUGCCGCUUUCCUGAACCCGAGUAGCGGUGGCGGUGGUGGACCAGCGCCGACAAGCCUCCCGACCGGAGCGUUAGCCGGGGCUGUGGUCCUGGGCUCGGGCUCCGGCAGCAUGCCUGUACCCAUGAACCUCUUUGCGACCUGGGAGAUAGACCGAUCAUCCCCAAGCUGCGUUCCGAGGCUCUGCAGCCUCACACUGAAAAAGCUGGUUGUCCUCAAAGAACUGGAUAAAGAGCUGAACUCCCUGUCUAUAGCUGUCAAAAUACAGGGUUCGAAGCGUCUUCUAAGAUCAAAUGAGUACGUCCUCCCACCCAGUGGACUGAUGGAGACAGAUCUGGAGCUCACAUUUUCACUGCAGUACCCCCACUUUCUGAAGCGGGAUGCCAACAGGCUGCAGAUUAUGCUGCAGAGGAGGAAACGUUACAAGAACCGAACCAUCCUGGGCUACAAAACUUUGGCUGUGGGAGUUAUCAAUAUGGCAGAGGUGAUGCAACACCCAACAGACGGAGGACAGAUUCUUGGUCUCCAUAGCAACGUAAAGGAGGCGCCAGUGCGUGUGGCGGAGAUCAGCGUGUACUCUCUUUCUAGCCAGCCCAUCGACCACGAGGAUGGUAGCGGCCAGGCUGGCCGCAAGACCAAAACCUCAGACCGCUCCCCAGAUAUGGAUAACUAUUCUGAAGACGAUGAUGACAGCUACUCGUCAGAGCAAGAAGCCAGUGAUGACGCAGUACACGGCCAGGAUCUUUAUGAUGAAGACGACGAAGUCAGGAAGCCCAAGAAAGCCCGCAGGAAAAUGAUCCGAACCACCUCCAUGACUAGGCAACCUAACUUCAAGCAGAAGUUUGUGGCCUUGCUGAAGAGGUUCAAGGUGACUGAUGAGGUCCUGGACUCUGACCCAGUAGACCAGACACAGGAGGUUGAGGAGGAUCUGGACUUACUCUACGACAGUCUAGAGGUGUAUAACCAGAGUGACAGUGGGCCAGAGAUGGAGGACAACGAGAGUGUCCUGAGUACUCCUAAGCCCAAACUCAAGCCAUUUUUUGAAGGAAUGUCUCACUCCAGCUCGCAGACAGAAAUUGGAAGCAUACACAGCCAAAAAAGUCAGCAGAGAGAGCUGUCAUGUCCUAGUGGAGACUUUCUCACUGUGGACAGAUGUAAAGUACAAGGGGGCCGUUAUCAAGAUGACAGCAUCACAGACACAACCAUUGGGGAGCCAGAGACUGACGACAGUGGGCCGGGGCCUGGGGAAGUGAGCAGCUGGGAUGUUAACACUGAACGGGUGCCCAGCUCUGUUGGCAAGCUCUGCAAGACUGAGUCCCAAAACCACAUGUCUCCCAGUAAAGUGGAGAACAAGCUGCAGAGACGACCUCGCAGCACCUCCAUGAAAGACAGGCAGAACUCCAAGGCCCAAAGCGACAGGACCAGCAGCAUGGAAUCCGAGUGCUCCCCAGACUCAAGACUCAUAGCGCAGGUUCCGAGGAAGUCUGUGUACGACCAGCUAAACCAGAUUCUCAUCUCUGACGAACGAUUACCAGAGAGCAUCAUUCUCAUCAACACCACAGAGUGGCAAGGACAGUAUGUAGCCGAGUUGCUCCAUGAACAGGGCCAGCCCAUUGUGUCCACCUGCUCUGCUGCAGAUGUUCAGGCUGCCUUCAACACCAUCGUUACUCGCAUCCAGAGAUUCUGUAAUUGCAAUGCACAGACGCCACCGACAAUGAAGGUGGCGGUGGCAGGCGACCAGAGUUACCUCAGCACCAUCCUGAGGUUUUUUGUGGAGCAGUUGGCCAAUAAGACACCUGACUGGCUGAGUUACAUACGCUUUUUGGUGAUCCCCAUUGGUUCUCAUCCCCUGGCAAAGCACGUGGCUUCCUUUGACAGCCGGUUCAACGGCAUCUUUAUGGACACUGCGUGGAGGGAGCUGUUCUGCAGGACAGAACGGCCCGCCUCAGAUAACAUAGAUGUAGCGGGACGAAUCAUUCAGUAUCUGGCCGGUGCCAACGUGUCCCACCAGUUCCCCAUCUCAGAAGCCAUGCUCACCUACAAACAGAAGAGGAAAAGAAGUUUGUAUUUUGAUUUUUACAUCAGCCCUGAUGAGGACUCCUGUCAGAAAUUUGUACCAUUUAUUGGGGUGGUGAAAGUUGGGAUUGUGGAACAAAGCCUCUCAACUUCAGUGGAUUCAGAUGAUGCCAUGGGAGGCAACACGAGCAUCCUGUCCUCCACAACGCCUCCAUCGGCUGGUCCGUAUGGCAAGGAGAUUGGGAGCACGCCCCCACAGUCCCCCUCUGUGUCCACCACCCUGUCUGGAGCUGGCUCUCCAUGUUCGGGCAGUGAGGUGAUGGGGCUCCAGGUGGACUACUGGACAUGGCAAGGCCCAGAGAAGAAGAAAGAGGGAGAGAAGAGAGACGUAGGACUGAAGAACACCCUGAAGAGUAACUUCCGUUCACUACAAGUCAGCCGCCUCCCCUGCGGCGGGGAACUCACCCCUCCACCCAGCAUGGCCAUGACUGUUGUUACUAAAGAGAAGAACAAAAAAGUGAUUUUUCUCAGCAAGAAGCCCAAGGAAAAAGAGCUGGACUCUAAGAGCCAAGUGAUUGAUGGUAUCAGCAGGUUGAUCUGCACUGCCAAGCACCAGCACACCAUGCUGAGAGUAACUAUCGAUGGAGUGGAGUGGAAUGAUGUCAAGUUUUUCCAGCUCGCUGCCCAGUGGCCAACACAUGUCAAGCACUUCCCGGUGGGAAUCUUCGGUUACACAAAGCCUGUGUGACCCCGGCCACCAUCCAGUCAGUCGCCAGGCUCUCCCCGCUGUACUUGUCUCACCAAGAGGCUGCAGAAAAUUAGAGGAAAAGCCGACAUCCUUCCCACCCCCGGCAGUAAUAGUUUUCCUGUGGAAAUCUUACUGACUCACAAACUCACGUGUUCAAGACACCGAUUUCAUGUUGUCUAUUUGAUGUUUUUGAUGUUGUUGGGUGGUGUUGUUUUUUUGGUUUUGUUUUUUGUUUUGUUUUGGUUUUUUUUGGGGGGGGGGUGUUUUUUGUUUUUUACACACUACAAACAGAACAAGUACUAUUUUGUAUGAUUUGUGCUACCGCCUCGGAGGUAUUUUGAGGUUUUUUGACAAUUUGCCACAUUUCGAUAAUGGCAGCUGUGUUUGCACUUUGUUUUUGUUAACAUUUUAUCAUUUCUGUGAAAUCCUACAUUUAUUGUUACUCUAUAGACAAUGGAGGCGUGUGAUGGUGAUGUGCAGUGGCGUGUGUGAGAUUGUUGGAGACCGUGUUUGUGUUUCAUUGUUGAAAGUUGGAAUAUUGCUGUGAAUCUAGAUGGAAUCCUUUUAACUUACUGCUCAGCUUUCUUACUCGUCCCUUUACUUUCUAAAAAGGUAAACUUUUCUAGGAACAGGAACAGUGUUCUUUUUGCCUCGGUGCUUUGAAGCACACUGUGUACCUAAAGCUAGUCAAAAAAAAAUGUUUAAAAAUCCAAGUCAAGCAAGGUAUUUGAAGGUAGCUAUAAUGAAUGUAGCUAUGACACAUUUGUUACAUGUAAGCAGAAUAUCCAAUCAGCUCAUUAUUGUAAGUGCAGAUGUUUUUCUUGGGUGUUGGUGUACAUGUAGACUGUACAGCAACAACUACCUAGAAGCAGGGUAACUACUUAUUUCAACUCCCCACAGCUGAAUGCCAAAUUUAGUUGCAAUCGCAUGAACCGUUUUGCUGUUUUUCAUCGUUUCCACCUUUUUUGUAAUUGGGCCUUCCAGGAGGAAUUUCAGGAUUUGUUCGGCAAAUGCGGGCGCCCCUGCAUUCAGCUUUACCUGAGCGGAUGUCUCGCAGACCUGCAGUAACUUAGCAAAUGCUAGACUGUGCAGUGAUGUGCCAAAGUCGAGUCCCUGCUUUUUUUUUUUUUUUUUUUUUUUGAAGUCCAAUCAGAAGAAUAUCUUGGCUGGGCCAAACUUAAGUGUGUGAGAGUGAAAACUAAAAUUGUACAUGUGUUUGUGGUCUCCCCAUUGAGAUCAGGAUUAAGAUUUCUGAGUUAUUUGUUUUGAGAAAUUCCCCAGUUAGCCCUCCACAUUUGGCCAAAUCUAAAUAUUUUAAGCAUUUACAAGCAAUUACCAAUGUGUCCUUUAUUGCAGCUUCCCUGUGGCUGGAUGUGCAAGUUACUGAAAGGGUUGGUGGUUCAGUAUUUUGUACGCCUGUGGAGGGAAAUUACAAAUGAGUCUGUCUGACUUUUUUGGGAGGGGGGGGUUGGACAACCGUGUCGAGCGCAAUGCAAGUACUGAAUCGCUUUGGAAAUAUGACAAGUGUAUGGAGUCUUGCCUGAUGUCCAAGUCAGUACCUGUGUGCGUCUGUGUAGGUGUGCUCUAUGUUCGAUGGUACUUCCUCAAUAGUGUUACGUGAAACUUUUGCAAUAGGAAACCUUUGGACAAAGGGCCUUCUGUGUGAGGUUGUUGCUUUUUAUAAAGUGAAGACUUAACAAGCUUUGAUAGGCUGGCUUUUUUUUUUUUUUUUUUUUUGUAUUGUAUAUAAACCUGUACAAGAUAUACUAUUGUGAAUUGCAAACCCCCCACCAUCUUCCACUAAAUUGAAAGCACAAAUAGUAUACCUUUAUUUCUAUGACAUAAAUGCCAAAUAUAUUUCCAGAACUCAUAACUACGAAGUACAAUGCAAACACUAUUGGGUAACUUUUUUCUCAUACUCAUACAUUUCCCUAAUGCACUUUCAUGUGGGUUUGUACACAUUGUAGCUCAAAUUGGGACAUACUUUGGUUCUGAGGUAAAGUGUUGGGUGUUACUAUUGAAAUUUAAACCACUACCUGUAGUCAGGAAAAGGCUCUUGAUUUUUACCAUAGGGAUGAUGUGUUACGUUGAUGGCUUUAAGUGCCCCCGUGAGGUCUGGAAAACCAUCAUCCUUGUCUGUUACCUAAUGUUUUUGCCACUCAAUGUGUUUUACAGCUUCCACGUGUCUGCCUGUGACUAUACAGUCAGGUUAUUCUGCCUCCCGCUUUCUGAAGACUUCACUAUCUUUCAAGUCAGGAGCCCAGACUUAACCUUAGCAUUAAGUAUUAACAAGGGCAGUUCUUUGAGGGGAAUUUGUCAUGCGGGUUAGCCUUUGAUGUACUAAAUGACAAAUGUAUUUCAAUGUGUGUAACCUCAAGAUUUUUUUUUUUUCCCCUUUGCCCGAAUUCCAGAGGUAGCAUGGGGGUGUUAAUCAAGGCUGGAUCAAUGAGCAGGCAUGCUCACUUUGCCACCAUAAUUUAGCACUGCAAGCACACACACACACACACACACACAACACAACAGUGUUAAUCCUUUUAUUGCUGGUCUAACUAAAGUUACAUCAUGCCAUCUCAUUGCUCCCGUUACUUGAAAUGCCACCCAGUGUCUUUGCACAAACCCUAUUUUAAAUGACAUGACAGUAUUUUUAAAUUUACCACUAAAAAAAGAAAUAUGGGUUACUUCUGCAUGUUUUACUAUAGAUGUAAAUAUGUUUUGGAUUUUUAUAUUGUUUUGUUUCUUUCCAUGCUCUCACAAGCAGUUGUGUUUAAUAAAAAUUUUUAAUCUUCUGUACAAA
Molecule: messenger RNA, 5690 nt
Organism: Archocentrus centrarchus (flier cichlid)
Lineage: Eukaryota; Metazoa; Chordata; Actinopteri; Cichliformes; Cichlidae
Product: phosphofurin acidic cluster sorting protein 2-like
Exons: 25
Coding region: 101-2896 (931 amino acids)
Biological process (GO): protein localization to plasma membrane
Molecular function (GO): transmembrane transporter binding
Source: RefSeq, a predicted model, not a curated record